This is a messenger RNA of Lepisosteus oculatus (spotted gar), 4016 nucleotides long. RefSeq names its product probable E3 ubiquitin-protein ligase HERC4. Gene Ontology annotation, biological process: protein polyubiquitination. Lineage: Eukaryota; Metazoa; Chordata; Actinopteri; Semionotiformes; Lepisosteidae. The record is from RefSeq and is a predicted model, not a curated record. Gene Ontology annotation, molecular function: ubiquitin protein ligase activity.
AAUGCGGAUGGACUCAUGGUAUAUAAAACGAAGAAACCUGACUAUUCCUUCAUUAUAACUUUUCGGCAGUUUCGGUGCAGACCGUGACAACAGCUUCUCUGAGCAGAAGGAUAAGGAAAAAUUGCUUAUCACUGGACAUUUUGUGGUUCUCGUAAUGUUUUGCUGGGGAGAAACUACUCGUCGGGAAUUGGGUUUAGAAGAUAGUGUUCUUCAGGUUGAUGGCGUUAACUCAGAUCUCCAUCAAAUGGUGCCUCGAAAACCCAAGAUAGCUGACAUUUGUGCUGGAAACGGAGUAAUUGCUUUUAUUGAACACAAUGGGAAUGGUUCCGUGUGGAUUAAAGGAAAUGGGAGAAAUCAAGCUCGGAGAAGAAAAACAAUGUCCCUUGUUUUGAAGAAGGAAAAAAUCCACCUUCUGGACUGCAGGGCAUCUCAAAUUGUGCUGGUUUCAGAAACAGGCAAAGUUUUCGAGUCAAACUGCCAAGAAUCUCAUGUGGAAAACCUCAGGCUACUGACAAGCUUAAACGACAGACAGAUCAUUCAAGUUGCCUGUGGGAACUAUCAUUCCCUUGUGCUGACAAAAGAAGGUGAAGUGUUUUAUUGGAGAGAACCUCAGGUAGAACAGUGCGGUUCUCCCAAGCUCCUGGAAACCCUGUUGGGCAUCCCCGUUGCUCAGAUCGCUGCAGGGGGAGACCACAGCUUCGCUCUCUCGCUCUCCGGGACCGUGUUCGGCUGGGGGAGGAACAGCGCGGGACAGCUGGGGCUGGGGGAUACGCAAGACAGAGAUAUCCCAACCCCAGUGCGGUCUUUGGCAUUCAAAGGGACUGUUUUUAUAUCUUGUGGAGAGGAGCACACUGCCAUUCUGACAAAGGGUGGCCUAGUGUUCACAUUUGGAUCGGGAAGCUAUGGGCAGCUCGGACACAACUCGCUCAGGAAUGAACUGAGGCCUCGGCUGGUGGCUGAGCUGUGGGGGAAGAAGGUGUCUCAGAUAGCCUGUGGCAGGUAUCAUACACUUACUUACGUUUCCUCCUCUAAAACAAUCUAUUCAUUUGGUUGUGGGGAGCAAAGACAACUGGGAAACUGUGGCUCCAGAAAUCAAAAGGUACCUCUCCCUGUUGAACUGCGUCCAGAAACAAGCAGCAAAAUCAGAAUAGAUCGGAUUGUUGCUGGAGGAAACCAGUCUUUUGUUUUGUGCUCUCCAGUUAAGAGUACAGAACAUUCUGCAAACAGUACAUCUUGGAAUGACAAUAAAAUGAUUUUAACAGUAACUGAUAGAGUGAUUGAAAAAUGGAUCUCUAGGAGUGACCCUAAAUCAUGGAGAAACACAAAGAAAGAAAUUACAAGGAUAUUCUCAUCUGCUUCAUGUCUUAAUGGAAGCUUUCUUGGAGAAAGACAUUACAGAACAACAAAGGAAUUGUCGGGUCUGGAUUUGUCUCUUGCACGUUUGGCUUUUGAAAAGCUGGCAACAAAUGACAAAGUGUUAGCCCAGGUGGAGUCUGUGGUCCUGCACAAGCUUAUUCCUUCUUUGUGUUCAAAUCCUGAUAAUGUAGAAAUGUUCAGGGUCUACCUGAUUUUACCUGAGCUCCUCAGAGUUUUAAAAACAGAACAGAGCCGUCGAGACAUCUCAGUGUCCCUUGCUGAUAGGAUUCUCGGGCUGGUGCCCAGCAGUUGUAGACUCCUUGAGGGUUUAUGGUCUACACUUCCUCUUUCCUUCUUUCAAACACUUGUGAAGAUCUUCCACACAGUAUCUAGUCGUUACUUGUACAAGAUGAGAACAGAUUAUUCCACUGACUGGUCAUCACUUCAGAAAACUGUGUGUGUUUUGCAGAUGUUAUAUAAGGUAAACUCCAAAGCUGGCAACAGGAUUCAAGACAGUAAUUUCAACAUAGAUGAGAUCCAACUCCUCAUUCAGUCUUUAGGAAGAGUUCACCCGGAGAACUGGAAGAUGAUAUUGAAAAAGGCUAAGUAUCUGAGAAAUCUGGUUAAGCUGACAGCAUAUCCAUGCAUCUUUGACAUGAAAGCUAAACAAUUCAUGUUCAGUAUGAAUAACUUUGCAAUUCUUUGUGAUAAUGCCUGCCGGAAUCCCAUUGGAGGAAACAACAUAUGUGUGAACAGGGAGAACCUCCUGAGUGACACCUUGCAGCAAUUAAGGAGCAGUUCAAGCAACUAUUACUGGCCACUGAAGGUGAAGUUCAAAGAAGAAGAUGGUAUUGACCAUGGUGGCCCAUCACAAGAGUUCUUCUCUGUCAUUGCAAGAGAGCUGCUUUUGCAGGAACAUGGAGUAUUUGAGCUCUUUGAAGACUCCAGACUCAUGUGGUUCAUUCAAGUGGAGACCAGCAGCACUGAUAUAUUCUUUCUGCUGGGGAUCAUCUGUGGUAUGGCCCUGUACAAUCAAUGUGUGGUCAAUUUCCACUUCCCUGUGGCACUGUUCAAGAAGUUGUUGGGUGUGAGGCCCACCCUGGAAGACCUGAAAGACCUGUCUCCCAUAGAAGCAAGGAGCCUGCAAGAACUUCUUGACGAAGAUGAAGAUGCUGUAGAAAACUUAGAUUUGGACUUUACGGUUAAGGGACAUGAGGUGGUGCCACACGGAAGAGAAAUUCUAGUCACCAGAUUUAACAGACAGCAAUAUGUUGAUGCAUACGUGGACUAUGUGUUCAACAAGUCCAUUCAGAAACCAUUCCAGGAUUUUGUGAGAGGGUUUACAACAGGCUGCCCUAACAAUAUGUGGAAAAUAUUUCUCCCUGAUGAGCUCAUGGCAGUGUUGAAUGGGAAUGUCAAUUAUGAGUGGGACGAGCUCAAAAAAAAUGCCAGAUAUAUUGAGUAUCAACCUACUGAUCAGACAAUCAUAAACUUCUGGGUAUUUUUUGCUGAACUUACUGAACAACAGAAGAAGAACUUUCUAUCCUUCAUGACUGGAAGUGAUAGGUUGCCAGUAGGAGGAUUGUCCAGCAUGAGGUUUACUAUAAUGGACAAAAAGAUUACUAACCCUGACGAGUACUAUCCAGUUGCAAACACCUGCUAUGGAAUAUUGUACCUUCCCAAUUACAGCAGUAUUGACAUUCUGAGGAACAAAUUCCUGCAUGCAAUUACAUUUUUUGAAGAAUUUGGAACAUUGUAGAAUUUUUUUUUUGCAAAGGCCUUCAGUUUACUUUUAACUUUUUACUUCAGUUUUUUAUUUGAUUUUUGUUCUGCUGGAAGAAAGACAUGACAAUCCACAGUUCUGAAAUUCCUUGGAUUAAGUGCCUGAUGGCAAUGCUGGAAGUUAAUACUCUGGACAACACUAAAAUGUUUUCUGUACAAUUAUGCAACCUUUCUAAACCUUUGGUUUUUAUAGCCCUUUAAAAUCCAUCAACUCCGAGUGUUCAUGCCUGUCCUCAUUCAUUAUCUGUAUUCUUUGCCAGUUACAUUAAUUGCAAAUUUCUCAGAUUACUAGUGUUUCUGCAAUAUUGUAAAUAUGUGUGUCCAACCCCUUUACAUUUUAAUGAACAUUUGAAUCAAAUGUGUCAUCUUUGUUAACUGAAAAGCAUUCUUUUCUUUCUUUUUUAAUAUGCAGUCUUAACUAAGGAAGGCAUAUACUGUAUUUAUUGACUUUGCAGUUUAUUACAACUCAAAUAAGACCAAUGUACAUUGCAGAUAGAACUCAGGCUGUAAAUUUGUUUUUGUGCAAAUUAAAUAAUAAAUAUCAAUACAUUUUAAAAUAUCAUUAAAAGAUUUUAAAUACCUAACUUUAUGUUAGGUACUAUGCUGUUUUGGAAGAAAAUGGGAUGUUGACAGAAUUGUAUUGAAACGUUGGGAGAUUGUUUCAGGAUGUCGCCAUUUUACACUUUACAUAGGGCUAAUACAGUAUAUUGUAUUCAUAAUAUAGUACUUAGCAAACAUAUGAAUAAAAUAUGUUGGGUAGAAGUGGAAGAUAAUGCUUGCUAAGCAUAAAUCUGUCAGACAACUGUAACAAAGUAAUAUAUUAUUAAGGAUAUACUUUAGUUUUAAAUCAGGCACAGAAGAUUUGAGUAUUCACAGCC